UCCGCGAAUUAUCGUGCUCGAGGAACUUCCAUCGGCGGCGGAAUUCGCGUCUCGGAUUGAAUCCACAAACCUUCCCGCCGUAUGUUUCCGAUUCAAUCGCCACUCAGAAAACUCUUUCGUUAGCUCGUAGAAACUUACUCACACUCUCUCUCCCUUUUUCUCUCUGCUAUCGAAAAGGUUUUCAAAGGAUGCGUUAAGAACUGGAAAGCUUUAUCCAAAUGGAACCCCGCGAAUGGCGGUCUCGACUAUUUUCAGGAUCGUGUGUUGUGGAGGCUAUGCUAUCUAAAUCUGCGCCCGUGUUCUAUGGUGAUCUUAGAAGCCAUGAGAGGGUUCCUUUACCAUUUUCUGCAUUCAUUGGUUUCUGUAAGCAACGAAUGCGAAACAAAGAUGAUGGUCCCGGUGUUAGUUCUGAAUUGGAAGAUUCAACUAAUGGUUGUUUGCCCUAUGAUGAUGCUCCUCAACAAAUCUAUUUAGCACAGGUGCCGAUUAUGCGUAUUGAAGGUGAAGAUAAGGUUCAGUUGGAGGCAUUAAGAGAAGAUAUUUGUACGCCUUUGCUUUUGGAGGAAAAGGUUUUAGCUUCUGUCAAUCUGUGGAUGAACUGUGCGCAAGCUAGAUCGAGUACCCACUAUGAUCCACACCAUAAUCUUCUAUGCUUAGUUGCUGGCUGUAAACAAGUGGUUUUAUGGCCUCCUUCCACAAGUCCCAUGCUAUAUCCAAUGCCCAUACACGGCGAGGCAUCAAACCACAGUGCACUUUCUCUAGAAAACCCGGAUUUUUCAGUUUAUCCACGAGCAAAAUGCUUAAUGGACUACUCACAGAAGGUUAUUCUCUGUGCAGGUGAUGCACUCUUCAUUCCUGAAGGAUGGUUUCACCAAGUAGAUAGUGAUGAUUUGACUAUUGCUGUUAACUUUUGGUGGCAAUCCAGUGUUAUGUCAAACAUGUCAGAACAUAUGGAUGCCUAUUAUUUGAGAAGAGUAUUAAGAAGAUUGACAGACAGGGAAAUGAAUGAAGUUCUGCAUAAAGCUUCUUCUACAGAGAAGCAGAAUAUGAUGAGGCAGACGCAUGAACUGCUUGGUAAUGGAGAAGCAGCUGGUAGUACCAUUGAACUGGAUCAUGCAUGCGUGGAAAAGGAUGUAAAAGAAAAAGAACCGGGGCAGAAAGCUAUGUUGCAUCAACUGGAACCACUUGCCAUCCAGGCACUUCAUGUUCUUGUUUCUUUAGUUCAUGAUCGGAUUAGUAUUGCUGAUAGGGGUGAACUGAUGCAUUCUGCAUCAAGAACUGUUUCUGACGCUAGCGUUGAAGUUGAACACAAAAAGACCAUGACAACUAAUUCAUUUAGCUUGGAAGAUGACCCAGUAGCCAAGAUUCUGUCGGCCCUUGAACCAUGCGCUCUUCAAAAUGUCUUUCUUGCAAUGGCACACAACUUCCCAAGAACUCUGGAGGGUCUAAUACUUCAUUUGCUUUCACCAGUGGCAGCAGAAGUCCUUACACGUAAAUUUGACGAGCUAGAUCGACUCAUCACUGAGGAUGAGCGGAACAAAUUCUACCAGGUUUUCUAUGGUGUCUUUGAUGAUCAGUUUGCUGCAAUGGAUGCUAUUCUAAAUGGUAAAGAAUCAUUUGCACUCCAGGCAUUCAAGAAUGUGUUGGAAAAGUAUUUGGGAGUGAAUUCUGUUGGGUCAAUACCAGGGAUCAGAUGAUGAUGAUUUUUUAGACAUACAAUGCUACCAACUUAAAGAAAUUGGUCCCUCCCGAAUCUUGAGGGAGAAAAUCGAUGCAUUCACUGCUGUAGCUUUUCUUCUCUCACAAGAUAUUCUUCCAUGUGUUCACCACAGGUUUUUUGUAGGAUUAAAAUCAUCGCAAACUUUGACUAGAACUGUAAAUGCUGUAUGCGUCGGAUGUCUACACUCCAUCCAAAUUAUUGUUAAACAAUUCUGAAGGGUUCAGUUUAAAUAUUCAUGUUCUGCAUUUCUCUAAAAUCUGACAACUGGUAUAUUUUUCAGUGAUUCAAAAUAUUAU
Molecule: messenger RNA, 2016 nt
Organism: Morus notabilis
Lineage: Eukaryota; Viridiplantae; Streptophyta; Magnoliopsida; Rosales; Moraceae
Exons: 14
Coding region: 219-1697 (492 amino acids)
Molecular function (GO): 2-oxoglutarate-dependent dioxygenase activity
Source: RefSeq, a predicted model, not a curated record